Molecule: messenger RNA, 2106 nt
Organism: Penicillium pulvis
Lineage: Eukaryota; Fungi; Ascomycota; Eurotiomycetes; Eurotiales; Aspergillaceae
Product: beta-N-acetylhexosaminidase
Exons: 1
Coding region: 1-2106 (701 amino acids)
Biological process (GO): carbohydrate metabolic process
Molecular function (GO): beta-N-acetylhexosaminidase activity
Source: RefSeq, a predicted model, not a curated record
AUGAUUCGGCACACCUUUCUCCUUGCUGCGGUUGCUGCGGCCUUGCAAGCUCUUCCGCCAGUCGAAUUCGUGCCGGCUCAGAUCGAUCAGACCUUGUACAGAGAUGAAGGAUUCUCAUUAAAAACGGCCGACAGGAUUGUUUAUGUCCAGGAUGACUUCGCGUCGUGGACCGAUAAGAAUGGGCUCACGUUGAUCCCUCCGUCCGUCGACCAAUUCGCGCAAACCUUUCGUGAUGAUCUUGAAGAGUUGACCAAUGCUUCUUGGAGCUACCAAACUGUGAAAAAGUUCCCAAAUGGCGCGUCCGGUGUUUUCCUUGGGCGUUCAAAGAGUUCAGCAAGCCGAUUCACAUACGAAGAUGGCACAGUAACGGAGGAAGGGUACGAGCUUGUGGUUGAAAAGGGGCGUGUAUCCAUCUAUGGGUCCGGAGCACGAGGGAUGUGGUGGGGAACACGCUCUUUUCUCCAGCAGAUUCUUCUCAAUGAUACACUCUCGCCUGGUCGCGUGACUGAUGCACCCGCGUAUCCAACGCGUGGAAUGAUGCUCGAUGCGGGACGCAAGUGGUACUCGUUGGAUUAUUUGAAGGAGCUCUGCACCUACGCUUCAUUUUUCAAACUCUCCGAGUUCCACUAUCAUGCGACGGACAACUUCCCUCUCAGUCGUGGCCCGAACGUUACCUGGACAGAUGUCUAUUCCCAGUUUGCCUUGCGACCAGAAAAUCCCGAGCUACUGCCCCUGGUGCAACGCAUGAACGAGACACUGGCUCGGUCGGAGUUUGAGGACUUUCAACAACACUGUGCUCGCCGAGGGGUUACUGUCAUUCCUGAAAUUGAAAGUCCUGGUCACUGUCUGUCCGUCACGAAAUGGAAGCCCGAGCUUGCCUUAGAUAGCAAAGACCUUCUCAACCUCACGCAUCCCGAGACCCUUCCUCUUGUGAAAUCCAUUUGGUCGCAGUUUCUGCCAUGGUUUCAUACGAAAGAGGUUCACAUCGGUGCUGAUGAGUAUGAUUCCACUCUGGCAGAUGACUACGUCCGCUUCGUCAACGAGAUGUCCGACUUUAUAUACGAAACUCACGGGAAGAAAAUUCGCAUCUGGGGCACGUAUGAGCCUAGCACGCUUUUAAUCGACAAAAACAUUACCGUUCAGCACUGGCAAUAUGGCCAAUCAGACCCGCUCGCACUGGCACAAGAGGGAUAUCAGAUCAUUAAUUCUGAAGAUUGGUGGGCCUAUCUUUCGCUGAAAAACAACCAUAUACCUAUCACACCAGCACCGUAUCCUCAAUUCUUUAAUAACAACCGAGUAUUGAACUUUGGCGACGUUGAGGACUGGCAGUGGACGCCGAAGCUGUUUAAUCCCGUCAACACCACGGAGCAACCGGCCAAGAAUGCAGUUCGCGGUGCCAUCCUCGCCGCAUGGAAUGAUAAUGGGCCCGAUGCGACUACACAGUUGGAGGCUUAUUACGCUAUUCGAAAUGGAAUUCCGGUCGUCGCAUCUCGUGCAUGGUCCGGGAACCGAGGGCCGCUUCUGGAACCGUCGACCCUAGACGAAUCUAUCUCUAUUCUCACCGCUAAUGCGGUGUCGCAGAACCUUGAUCGACAAAUUGCAGGUUACAAGGGUCCAUCGGGGGCACAAUUCUCAUGGUCUCAACCUGCCCACGCUGCGCAGCAACACCAGAUAGGUCUCGGGAGCAAAGGAAUGAACUACACACUAGAGCUACAUAUCAAUGGUCCAUUUUCUCUACACUCUGAUGACGCAACCCUUUCUUUAUCAGCAGAAGGCGAACUGGUCUUUUCUACAGACGGCUGGCCCUAUCCUCUUCGCUCCGUUGCAGAGACUGAUGGAUUUGAUCCCGCAGAGCCCGGACGGAUCUGGGUGAACAGUACAGAGUCCUCGCACCAGAUCGUGAAUGUUCCGCAGAAGGCUCAAAUCACUAUAACAACCGAUCAAUAUGAAGGUAGUCGAGUUUGGAUCGAUGGUCAAUUUGUCGGACGCUUCGAGGUGUUUGUGUAUGGUGGCAAAAACCAAGCACUCUCAUGGAGUCAGAUGGCAUUCGUCGCACCGCUUGAGUAUGUUCGUGGGGCUGGUUUGCAAAAGCUAGACCUGCGGUGA